Messenger RNA from Apodemus sylvaticus (European woodmouse), 4435 nucleotides. It is a transcript of the gene Mcur1, whose product is annotated as mitochondrial calcium uniporter regulator 1. Bases 142 to 1152 code for a protein of 336 amino acids. NCBI's taxonomy places the organism in Eukaryota, Metazoa, Chordata, Mammalia, Rodentia, Muridae. The record is from RefSeq and is a predicted model, not a curated record. Gene Ontology annotation, cellular component: mitochondrion; mitochondrial inner membrane. Gene Ontology annotation, biological process: positive regulation of mitochondrial calcium ion concentration; calcium import into the mitochondrion. The transcript has 9 exons.
GUGGCGACGGCGGACUACGCCGCCCGCCGGCAGGAAAGGGCAGGUCUGCGCGGCGGCCCAGGCUCGCUCCCGAGGCGACACUGAGUCGGGGCCGCGCGGGAGCGACAUGCGUGCGCGCUCGGGCCUGUGACCCGCUCUGGGAUGGACAGCGGCUCCGUGGCGGCCGAGCGGCCGAAGCGCACACCGGGUCGCCAGCGGCUCCUGUCCUCCGGCUGCGGAGUUCCGGCGCGCCUCGGCGCUUCCACGCUUCCCGGCGGGCGAAGCUGGCUGAAGCCCCGCGGAAGGGCCGCCCGCGCGUCCCCGCUGCUGCUCCUCCUGCUCGUGCCCUCCCCGCGCCUGGCCGCCACCGCCCCGCGGAGGACGCUGGCUGAGCGCUCGCGCCCGGGGCUCGUCCUCCCCGCGGCCGCGCUCGGCGCCGGCAGGAGCGCGCUGGGCCGUCUGCGGCUGGGCGCCCGGCGUGUGGCCGCGCUCGCGAGCAGCCGGAGAGAGCUAAGCUUGUCUGCUAAGUGCCAUCAGCUAGAGCACAGAAAGGGGAACUUGCCCUCCUCUGUGAGUCGGCAGCUGUACUUUGACACCCACGCUCUGGUGUGCUUACUUGAAGCAAAUGGGUUUACCAUUCAACAAGCAGAAAUCAUUGUGUCUGCACUGGUCAAGAUCACAGAGACCAACAUGGACAUUGUCUACAGAGACAUGGUCAGCAAGAUGCAGCAGGAAAUCGCACUUCAGCAAAUAAUAUCUAAGAUUGCUAACGUGAAGAAAGAUAUGAUCAUCUUGGAGAAGAGUGAGUUUUCAGCCCUCAGAGCAGAAAAUGAGAAAAUAAAACUUGAACUGCACCAGUUAAAGCAACAAGUGAUGGAUGAAGUGACCAAAGUCCGGACAGAUACCAAAUUAAACUUCAAUCUAGAAAAAAGCAGAGUAAAAGAAUUGUACUCACUGAACGAGAAGAAGAUGCUGGAACUGAGGACAGAAAUAGUGUCGCUGCAUGCCCAGCAAGAUAGAGCCCUGACCCAGACAGACAGGAAGAUAGAAACCGAGGUGGCCGGCCUCAAGACUAUGUUGGAAGCGCACAAACUUGACACAAUCAAAUACUUGGCAGGGUCUGUGUUUACGUGCCUAACAGUAGCUCUGGGAUUUUAUCGCCUGUGGAUAUAAUAAAGUGUCUAUCUAUUUAAAGAAAUUCCCAUUGUUUUGCCAUAAGAAUACCAGAUUGUUGGCCCACCCACCCAACUCCUUCUUCCCCCCCUUUUUUUUCUUGUUUCAAGUUUUAAUCCUAAUUUGACUUCAUGCAUAUUGUUUAUUUCUGUGCAAACUGUGGAUCCGUAACCAAGGUGAAGGAAGUCAGGAUUUCGGUAAUCAUUCUUCGGAGCAUCUCUGUUUAGUUGGCUUUUUGGCUGAGCUGUGUGGAUGGACACUCUUUCAAGACUCCUUUCAGGCCAGCCAAUGGACUUUGUCUAAGCUGCAGUAUUUGACAAAACUAAGUACUGUAUUCUCUACAGCUUUAAGUAGUUUGUAAGGUGGAGAGCGUGGGAACGCAUUUUUGAAAACAAGGUAGCUUGAAAUCUGAAGAAUCAUUGGAACCAAGCAGGAACACCAGCCCUUCUGUGCCUUAGGACAGCCGCACCCCGUGCAGGCCUGCCUCUGCUGCAGCAGAUGCAGUGUUAAUGAUGCAGGACUCUGCUCCACCUUAGGGGCCUUUGUCUCUGGGUUCUCAUUGUCUUAGUAACAUUGUUAAUGUGCCUUGCAGCUGGAAGUCUAGGUACCUAAUGAAGCUUUGUGAUUUUAGCACAAGUUCUCUUAACACUGCCACGCCUGCGUUUCUGCUUUUGAGACAAGGUCUUGUUAUUUAGCUCAGGUUGGCUUUGAACUUACCAUCCCGACUCAGCACUGUGCCCAGCCUCUACCUUUCCAAAUGCUAUGGGAGUUUGACACCACACUCCUGGCAUUACCUAGAAAACUUGUAAUUCUCAGAAUGAAACCCUGCUUCGGUACAUGGUUUAGAGUGACCUCCCUUCUGGUGUCCACCUGCUUUUUAUAAAUGACACUCGGCACUUUGCUCUGGUGGGAUAUCUAAACGCUGUGCACAGCUUUUAGAAUGAGUACACCUUUCCCUGGGAGCAACUCAAGUUGUCACUCACCCAGUGAGAGAGCCCAGUGCUUGGUGCUGGCCUCAGGUGCAUUGAUUUCUUUUGUGGUAGAAGACACAGCCGCCUCAGCUCUCCAUUGGAAACAGAUAGAUCCUGGUACAGCUGCAGGGAUUUUGGAGAAGUGCAUUCUCCUCUCUUUAAAUUGCUGGCACUCAGAUGAGAGUGAGCAUUUGGAAAGCAGUGACACUCGGGGACCCUUCCUGGCUUGCCCCACACAGGCACGAACGCACAAGCUGGUGCACAGUGCAGAAACCACAAGAGACCGCGCCAUCGGAUUGGUGGAAUAAAUCACCCCUUGUCACUGUUCCAACCACGUUGCUAAAAAUAAAAGCUACCUUUUGUUCCUUGGCUGUAAUUUCCAAGUUUGAGAAACCAUUAAGUUCUUGCCUCAUUAGAAAACAGUUGUGUAAAAAGAUUCUGAGCCCCACAUAUUAUGGAAAUCAAGUGCUUUUGUAUUAGAACUGUAUCGUGGUGAAACAGAAGUUUAUCCUUUCCAAGAAGACUGAAAAAAAGUCUUAACCACAGUUAACUGCUUGAUGUCAGAGAAAAGGCUCAAAGCCCACAUGCUCUUAAUAAAGGCCAACUCCUGGGAGGAAAAGGCGCACCAUGUGCAGUUAUGUUUUACAAUAUGGGCUAACCUGGGUGGGUUAAAGUAGAGGAUACAUUUCCCCAUGUCCUGAUAAGUGUCCUUUCAGGAACACAUACAUCCUUAUGUCUGCUUGAAGUGGUCUACACCACUCUGGUCUCAGCGGCCUGUGUCUGAUUUUGCUCUAGCGUUCUUUAUAGCUCCCUAGUCUUAUUUGGCCUUAGAAAACUUGUCACUGAGGGAUGGGUGGUGUACAUAUCUGAAGUUUAGGACUCUGUCCCCUUUAUUUCAUAAUAAAGUUGGAAAGCAUUGAUCUGUAAAUAUACACGUCCCCCUGUUGCUGCCUUAGACAUACAUGAACGGUGAGGACUGUGUGACCAGACCCUGUCCUGAACCCUGCUGAAGCUGCGGAGCUCUUUGGAAACGCCUGGCAGGUUUCCAGGCAGCAGCCUCUAGCCUGGGGACCUUAGCAGUAGCUGACCCAUUGAAGACUUCAGUGGGCGGGGCUAAAGACUCCAGUGGGCGGGGCUUCCUUCAAGGUCACCAUUCCCAAUGGGUUCCUCUGCCUUCCUGCUAGGCACUGUUUUCUGUCCCCUCUUUAUUCCUGAUUGUACUUGCUGGGGAUCAAACCCACAGGCACGAAUGUUCUGUCAUCCUGCCUCAGCCUCCCAAGUGCUGGGAAUACAAGCAUUAUCCCGUUGGGCUCCCUCUGGCUUUUUUUCUUUUUUUCAGAGUCUUAAGCCCAGUUUCACUCCUCUCCUGCAUUCUUUUGCAAAGCCCCUGUGGGGUUCUUUACUGGAGACACCUGCUCUGAUUUCGGUAUUGCUUUUAGUCUCCUGGCUGCUUUUCUUGCUUAAUAUCUGGCAACACGAUUUUCCCUUCAAGUAUGCCAAGCAAUUCAGUUAGACAGUCACAUUCAAGAAGAAAGGCCUGGCCUGACUCAAGGCGGAUACAUGUCUUGCUGGAGUCUGCCUCCGAAUGCUUUAAGACUGAGCACGGCAAGCCUGGGCCUGGGCAGGCCUGUCUUGGGCCUUAGUGCCAUCUUCCCUUGAUUUUCCUUGUUCCUCCUUCCCAAGUCUUUCUGCCUGCUAAUUAACCUCGCCAAGAUGUCAGGGACUUUGCAUCCCCAAUCCCUGUGUGCUAUGUGCCAGGACUGGCAGUGGCUACCCUAGAAAACUUGGGACUUCAAGGUGAUCAGAGUUGUUACAGCUUUUAUGGCAUGAAGGCAAAAAAAUGUGUUAGCCAGGAAUAAUUGAUUCUAUAUGUAUGCAAGAUCUUUGAGAAUGUGUUGCCCUGUUGAAAUUGUAUUCAAGAAAUAUAUUUUUACAGAUUUGUACUUAACAUUCAUUCAGUGAUAAUCCAGAUAAUUUUGUAAUCCUUUUAUGGCUUCAGCAAAUAUUCAGUUAUGUUUUAUCAUUGUAUAGAAAAUAUAUUUUAUUAUCUAAGAUAACAGAUUUGUGUCUGUGUGGCUAAUGCACCUUCCCGGUGGUUCCAGUUGAAUGUGUGAAACUAGACUAUACCUUCUAUCUAGAACAACCGUAUUGAAACUGUUAAUUCUACCCAUUGUAAAAUGGCACCAUUCUAUUGCCUCUGGUAAAUGACAAAUAAUUUAAUACCUAAAAAUAUUGUAUUUACAGAGAAAAUAUAUUUGAAAGUGAAUAUUUGAUUUUCAAAAUAAAUUUUAUUUGAAAGAAUUUUUUUUAAA